UGACAUACGUUGUAAAAAUCCGACGAUUUGAUAUAAAUACGCUUGACUUUUACUGAUUAGUACGAUACACUAUUUUGUUAUCAAUUAUUGUCGUCCGGUUCCCCUCCAACCUUACUUUAGCAUUAACUUUACAGCUUUUACAUUUAUUGUGUUCGCGACUGUAUGGUGAAUGUGUUGUGCACUUCAGCGAUUUAGCUCUCUCUGUGCUCUCUCUUGAUAUAAAAGUUACAAAACAUUAUUGACCUAAAUCGGUGACAUUAACAAAACACUUUCUAAUUAUUUCAGAAUAAACGUAACAAUUUAACGUAACAUCUACGUUUCCGAGACCUAACUUGCCAUACCAGUGUUAUCGAAAAUUUAAAAAUGCCGUGCCCCUUUUUAACAAGGCUCAGCCAAAAUUACGUGAAAAACUAUGCAUCGAUUCUGCUUAAAACCUACGGAAACCAGUGCCCUGUAAUUUCGCACAGCAUGAGUACUGUGGCUGGACAGGAUAUAAAAACGUCUCAAGAAUCUCAAGAGCAGAGUUCCUGUCCGUUUUUGAAGGAAGUGAACAGUGUCAUCAAAGAGGUGAAAAACGAUGACACUAUUGAAAUGAAGAAUGACACUUCGGUGUUUGCUUACGAUGCGUUCUUCCACCAACAAAUUAUGAAGAAGAAAAAGGAGCACAGCUACCGCAUUUUCAAAAAAGUUAACAGAUUGGCGGGGCCUGGGCAAUUUCCUAGUGCUCUGGAGUAUUCGUGGGGGGAAAAACCCAUCACUGUGUGGUGCUCUAAUGACUACUUGGGAAUGUCCUGUCACCCUCAGGUUAAGCAAGCCGUGAGAGAUGCUCUUGAAAAAUAUGGCACUGGAGCUGGAGGAACUAGAAAUAUCUCUGGAAAUUCCACCUUGCAUGAAAAACUGGAAACUCUAUUAGCAUCGCUACACCAAAAAGAAAGAGCUUUAUUGUUUACUUCUUGUUUCGUUGCUAACGAUUCAACUCUCUUCACGUUGGCAAAAACGUUACCAGAUUGUCGGAUUUUCUCAGACGCGGGUAAUCAUGCUUCCAUGAUACAGGGUAUCCGGAAUAGUCAAGUACCGAAGUACAUCUUCAGACACAACGAUCCCUCCCAUUUGGAGGAAUUAUUGAAAGGAGUCAAUAAAAAUAUUCCGAAAAUAGUUGCAUUUGAGACGGUUCACUCGAUGUCGGGAGCGGUGUGCCCCCUGGAGGAACUCUGUGAUGUUGCUCAUAAAUAUGGAGCCUUAACUUUUAUUGAUGAAGUGCACGCUGUGGGAUUGUAUGGCGAACAUGGCGCUGGAAUCGGGGAACGGGACGGAAAGUUACACAAAAUGGAUAUCAUUUCGGGAACAUUGGGGAAAGCGUUCGGAAAUGUUGGUGGUUAUAUUGCGUCGUCUUCAACUCUAGUCGACAUGAUCCGCUCCUACGCCGCUGGUUUUAUAUUUACAACUUCACUGCCCCCAACGGUGCUAUCGGGCGCGCACAAAGCCAUCGAAAUUUUGGCGUCGGAUGAAGGCAGAGAGUUGAGAAAGCGCCACCAAGAAAACGUCAAAUAUCUCCGAAACAACUUACUGAGAAACGGAUUUCCAGUUGAGCACACUCCGAGUCACAUCAUUCCAAUAAAAAUCGGAAACCCGGCGCAAUGCGCCUCCGUUUGUGACACAUUAUUGAGAGAGAAAGGCCAUUACAUCCAAGCGAUUAACUACCCCACGGUGGCCAGAGGUCAAGAGAAACUUCGAUUGGCCCCAACACCCCACCAUACGAAGGAAAUGAUGGACAUUCUCGUAACGGACCUUAAAGAAGUGUGGGAAAACUUGAACUUACCGUUCACGGGCCUCCAGUGCGGAAAGGAAUGUCGGUACUGCCAAAAGCCGAUUCUGUUCGACUACUUCGAGUCGAGAACCCGGGAAUCGUGCGCUAAGGAUCUUCCUUGUGACAUUCCAAACUGCCCACAAUUAGUUGGUUUUGUGUAAAAAAGGUGCAUUUUAUUUUUGUUAAAACGGGAUUGGCGGGGAAAUUGCUUUAGUAAAUUUAUCAAGGAAGUAUUUUUUUAUUUAACCCAAGUUAAUAGUAUUUCGGAAUGUGGUUAAAGUUUCUUUGUGGCUGUGGGGCAAACAAGGUCAUUUAGUCAAACGAGGCAAUAUAGUUGGUUACCGAGCUUUAAUUAUAUGGGGGAGGUUAAAAAUACAUUUAUUUUUGUUCUCAACUAGUAAAAAAGUUACCUAAAUAAAUAACUACUUUUUUAA
Molecule: messenger RNA, 2241 nt
Organism: Zophobas morio
Lineage: Eukaryota; Metazoa; Arthropoda; Insecta; Coleoptera; Tenebrionidae
Product: 5-aminolevulinate synthase, erythroid-specific, mitochondrial
Exons: 9
Coding region: 364-1968 (534 amino acids)
Biological process (GO): hemoglobin biosynthetic process; erythrocyte development; heme biosynthetic process
Cellular component (GO): mitochondrion
Molecular function (GO): 5-aminolevulinate synthase activity; pyridoxal phosphate binding
Source: RefSeq, a predicted model, not a curated record